Messenger RNA from Rhodotorula toruloides NP11, 468 nucleotides. RefSeq names its product ribosomal protein L36 family protein. Lineage: Eukaryota; Fungi; Basidiomycota; Microbotryomycetes; Sporidiobolales; Sporidiobolaceae. Gene Ontology annotation, biological process: translation. Gene Ontology annotation, molecular function: structural constituent of ribosome. The record is from RefSeq and is a predicted model, not a curated record. Gene Ontology annotation, cellular component: ribosome. The coding region runs from base 1 to 468 and encodes 155 amino acids. The transcript has 2 exons.
AUGCACGCCCUCACCCGCUCCACACCGCUCGUGCGGGCCCUUGCCGCCCACAAGCACGCUCUCGCACGCCCUCUCUCGACCCUCCUCACCCCCGCAUCCCACCCGGCUCGCUGCACCUGCCCCCGCUGCGCCCCUCGCACUGCGCCUACUUCGACCGUCCCUACUCCCUCCCAGCCCUCCUCUUCUUCCCGUGGUGUUGCCAGCGUCGCCGGCUCAAACGCAGCGAGCCACCCGCGCGGCUGCGGCUGCGCGCGCUGUGCGCCCCGGACUAUCGCAGGCUCGAGUGGAAUCAUCGGCGCGCCUGUGAGGCCGACAGCGGCGGCUGCCAACGCCGUCGCAGGCGAGCGGGGCAUGAAGGUCAGGAGCUCGGUGAAGAAGCUGUGCAGCGGGUGCAAGAGCGUCAGGCGUCAGGGCGUCUUGUUCAUCCUAUGCGACCUCAACCCCAAGCACAAGCAGCGCCAGGGAUAG